This is a messenger RNA of Anopheles nili, 1260 nucleotides long. RefSeq names its product SHC-transforming protein 4 (gene Shc). The transcript is spliced from 7 exons. NCBI's taxonomy places the organism in Eukaryota, Metazoa, Arthropoda, Insecta, Diptera, Culicidae. Bases 1 to 1260 code for a protein of 419 amino acids. Gene Ontology annotation, cellular component: plasma membrane. Gene Ontology annotation, biological process: intracellular signal transduction; cell surface receptor protein tyrosine kinase signaling pathway. The record is from RefSeq and is a predicted model, not a curated record. Gene Ontology annotation, molecular function: receptor tyrosine kinase binding.
AUGCCACGGAACGGCGACGCGCCCUCGGGGCUGGAUAAAGGGGUCAGCAGCUCGAAAACGGCCCCGGAGUGGCUGCAUCCGGAUCAUGUCAUCAUGAACGAAGGGGUCACGUUCGACGUGCGGUACAUUGGAUGUUUGGAAAUAAAGGCUUCCAUGAAAAAACUAGACUUCCCAACGCGAUCGCAGGUGGCAAAAGAAUGCAUCAAUCGAGUAUGCGAAGCUGCCAGCUUGAAAAGCUCGAAGAAACGGCGGGUGGAUAAAAGAGUGCUCCAAUGCAUAUCCGACACACCCGAUAUGGAGCAUGCUGGCACUAAUGUGACGCUUACGGUUUCCAGCAAGUACCUGUCACUGGUAAACGUCGAUACGGGCGAGAUUAUCGCCAAACACGACAUGCCGAGAAUAUCGUUCGCUUCCGGUGGGGAUACGGAUACACUCGAUUUCGUUGCUUACGUCGCGAAAGACCUAAACGAAUGGAGGGCGUGCUACGUGUUGGAGUGUGGUGGCAGCUUGACCCAGGAUCUGAUCGCGACCGUCGGACAGGCGUUCGAGCUGCGGUACAAGGAGUUCUUCAAGCAGCCGGAAACGCAGAACAAGUUCCGCGAGCUGACGCGCUCGGACAAGGAGUACUACAACGAUCUACCGGACAAAAUGCCGCCUGAUCUGCUUACGGAGAACGAUCAUCAUUCGUCGUCGCAAUCGCACAGUUCCUCCAGCGCAAAGCAGACUCGUGAGAGAUUACCGAGCAAUUUGAUCGACUUGAACACGCCGCUUCCUAGCCAUGAUUACGUCAACGAUAAACAUUCGAACGCAAACAACGCGCACAGCAAUAAGUCAAUCUCUUCCAGCUCGAUCGUGAAGGAUGUGUUCGACAUGCAACCAUUUACUAUCUCAUCGGAGAUACAAAAGUCACAGCUGCUGACCGAAUCGUGGUACCAUGGCAGCAUAAGCAGGGCGCAGUCGGAACACUUGCUGAAGAACGAUGGCGAUUUUCUGGUACGGGAAUCGGCCGGUACGCACGGACAGUACGUAUUGACCGGCAUGCAGAACAAUUCGCCCAAACACCUCCUCCUCAUCGAUCCGGAAGGAAUCGUACGAACCAAAGAUCGAGUCUUCGAUAGUAUUAGCCAUCUUAUAAACUUUCACUGGACUAACUCUCUGCCGAUCAUCUCUGCGGAGAGUGCUCUGUUGCUUCGGCAUCCGAUACUACGGACAACCGACUUGCUGUCGAAGGCCAAACAGGCCCAUCUGAACCUGCAGUAG